AUGAGAGCAAUCAGGAGCUUGUCCACCAGCUCUCAUGCCAGCGACCAUCUUGAGCCGAGUGAGUUCAAUAAGCGACGUGUCUUCAUCGCGCUUUACGAGCGGGAGGAGCUCUCUGUGGGAGAGAGUCGACGCCGCCUGGGCCACGAUGCCUACCACUGGGAGAUAAUCGUUGCUCCCAAAGAUCACUCGGGCAGCGACUGCCAUGUCUAUGGAGUGACAAACGGUCCCCUCCGAAAGGGUAAGGUGCACAUCAUCGACGGAAACCGUGGACGAAGCUGGAGAUUCCGAGAGGAGCAAGUCAAUCCAGACGCCUCUUCGCUCCUCGUUGGAAUGAUCAUGAUCGGCAAGGUUCCAUCUCAGGUCACCCGUGACGACCUUAUGAAGAAUCUCGGUCCUCCAACGAUUCAAGUUCCGGACAAACGAUUCGGAGAGAACUGUACCACCUGGAUCAAAGAGGCCAUCAUGAAGCUCCAGGAAGGCGGACUGGCCGAACAAUUUGACAUACAGCUGUUCAUGGAUGACGCUCUGGCCUUUGCAGACCACUACAACAAGCACGACAUGGGCAGAAAAUGCAUCUUUUCGAUGAGUGACCACUGCUUCGUUCACCCGAGAAUGAAUUGCGCGAUGCUCAAUUACACCAAGCGGCGCAUGUGGUAG
This is a messenger RNA of Penicillium cinerascens, 657 nucleotides long. RefSeq lists its product as uncharacterized. The transcript has a single exon. The record is from RefSeq and is a predicted model, not a curated record. NCBI's taxonomy places the organism in Eukaryota, Fungi, Ascomycota, Eurotiomycetes, Eurotiales, Aspergillaceae. Bases 1 to 657 code for a protein of 218 amino acids.